This is a messenger RNA of Mustela lutreola (European mink), 1385 nucleotides long. RefSeq names its product transmembrane protein 52 (gene TMEM52). The transcript has 5 exons. The record is from RefSeq and is a predicted model, not a curated record. Lineage: Eukaryota; Metazoa; Chordata; Mammalia; Carnivora; Mustelidae. Bases 1 to 969 code for a protein of 322 amino acids.
AUGACCAGGAUCCAAGCUCAGGCAGCCUGGCGGGAGCACAGUGGGCAGAAGGGGCCCUGGACUGCCGUGGCACCUCCGGGAGGUGCAGAACAGCUUCAGGGCAAAGCCCGGGCAAGGAUCAAGCGAGAUCAAAGAGCAGGGUCCAAGCUCACGGCGAGUCCGCGGCUCUCCGCACCCCCCCCCGCGGGGGCGGGGCUUCGGGCCAGGGGAUCCGGGGUGUGGCCGCGGGACCGGCCUCCGACGGGCGGGACGCUGGGCGUGGCCACGCGCUCGGGGCGGGGCCUGUGGGGGCGGGGCCUCCAUAAGGCGGCGCGGCGGGCGGGUCCCGCUCCGCGUCCGCGCAGAGCAUGGUGGUGGGGGCGUCGGCCUCCCGGGCGCUCCUGCUGCUGCCGCCGCUCCUGCCGCUGCCGCAGGUGGCGCUGGGCUUCUCGGACGGCAGCUGCGACCCCUCGGACCUGUAAGUCGGGGGGGUGGGAGCCGGGGCCUGGCCCCGCCCUGUGGGGGAGGCUCGGACGGGGCCGUCGGCCCGGCUGGUGCCCCGCCUGCUCCAGGUGUCGCCGUCCCCGCAGGUGCCCGCCCCAGGCCCGCUGGAGCAGCCUGUGGUACGUGGGGCUUAUCUUACUCGCUGUCCUGCUGCUGCUGCUGUGUGGGGUCACAGCCAGCUGUGUCCGAUUCUGCUGCCUCCGGAAACGGGUACACAGCCGGCCACACCUGCCACCAACACCUCAGCCUUGUGACCUGACGGUCAGCCCUGUGGACAGUGACAGCCCCGUGCACAGCACUGUGACCUCUUAUAGCUCUGUGCAGUACCCGCUGGGUGUGCGGCUGCCCCUUCCCUUUGGGGACCUGGACUUCGACUCCAUGACCCCUCCUGCCUACAGCCUGUAUGCCCCUGAGCUGCCACCCUCCUAUGAAGAGGCUGUCAAGAUGGCCAAACCCAGACAGGAAGAGCCACCGCCCUCUCAGUAACCCCAUCUUUCCCCUGGGGCCUGAGGCCUAGAGACAUCGGCGGGGCCCCAGGAGCCGGCUCCAAUGCCCUAGCGGCCCUGGCUGUCAUCCUGGCACCCCUCAAAAGCAGAGGAAAACUCUCUUGAACCUCUCAGUUGUGCCAGCCACCUUGUGCUCAGAAGGGACCCCCCAGCACACCCCUGCCGGCCUUCCCCCGGGAAGGCCAGCCCAUCCAGCACAUCGCUGCAGCCUUGGCCUCGUUGCUGUGUAACGCCAGGCCGCCCGGCCAGCUGGCCCUGCGUGGGCCGCACACAUGAACCUCACUCGGCACGCACACGGGGGCUGCUGCGUUCAGCCCUGACCCCAGAGGCCCGAGCCUCGGGGCUGGUGGUGACACCCCCAGCUUUUUGGAGAGAAUAAAGUUUGUACCGAAGUGA